AGGACUUCACCACCAAAAAUCUAAGAGAAAUGAAAAACUUCUUUCAUCUUUAGCAAGUAGUAGCAAGAAAGUAGCAGUACUUUAGAAAGCAAAAAAAAAAAUCAUGACUGAAGUAGCAGUGAAUUACUUGGUAGAGAAGUUGUUAGAGUUAUGCCGAGAAAACGUUGAGUUGAUAGCUGGGGUACAAGACGAUGUGACUGAUCUUGUGAAUGAUCUUCAAAUUCUCAAGGCAUUUCUAAAAGACGCUUCGAAGAUAAAUAGAGAUACUGCUCAAGGUUGGAAGCAAUCAUUGAAAGAGAUCAGAAAUGUAGUUUAUAAAGCGGAAGACUGUGUUGACAAAUUUUUGGUUGAGGCCAAGAAACACCAAGAUGGUCAUCCAGCUGCAAAAUGGAUUGAUGUUCCAUAUUGGUACAAAGUUAAAAAUGUUGCUAAAGAGAUUCAGUCCAUCAGAGUGAAAGUGAAGGAUCUUCAAGUUAAAUAUAAACAUCUUUUGGAGGCCACUCAAUUGAACAGUCUAUCUAGGACAACUCUACGGACCAGAGAGCUAACUCUGUGUGAUGAAGACGAUGUUGUUGGCUUUGAGGAGGAGGCAAACACUGUGAUUGAUAGGCUAAUUGGAGGAUCAAAGAAUCUAGAGGCAGUUCCAAUAGUUGGUAUGCCCGGUCUAGGGAAAUCAACACUCGCAAGAAAGGUUUCUAAGGAUCCAAGAAUUACAUUUGAAUUUUUCAGUUGCAUUUGGGUUAACGUCUCUCGGUCAUAUAAGAAAACGGAAGUUUUGCUCAGUAUUCUUAAAAAUUUCACGAAACAGCUUGACAAUAAGAGCGACGAGCAAAUAACUGAAGAUAUUCGCACUUUUUUGGGAAAAGGAGGGAGGUGUUUGAUCAUCUUGGAUGAUGUGUGGGACAGGGAAGUGAUGGAUUUUAUCGGGAAGAUUUUCACCAAGAGCGAUAAAGGUCAUCGAAUCAUGAUGACUAGUCGUCAAGAUACAGUAGCAAGUGCUUUCAAUGAAGAUAUUCAUAAGCUAAACUUCUUAAGUCACGAUAAUAGUUGGCUUUUGCUUAAAAAGAAGGUUUUUAGGAAAGAAAGUUGCUCCAGGGAUCUUGAAGAUCCAGGAUACCAAAUAGCUACAAAAUGUAGUGGACUACCACUUGCUAUCGUGGUCAUUGCGGGAGCUUUGCUAGCUUGUAAGACAAAAAGGGAAUGGGAACAUGUAAAUAAGAACAUAGGAGAUCACCUUAUAAAUCGAAAUAGUGAUGAUAGCUGCUUGGGAUUUGUAAAAAUGAGUUAUGAUCUGUUGUCUUAUGAUGCUAAAGCGUGCUUCUUAUACUGUGCUACAUUUCCUCGAGGCUUUGAUAUUCCCGUGUGGAAAUUGAUCCGCUUAUGGAUUACUGAAGGGUUCAUCCCUUAUGACAAGAAUUUAACUGUUGAGGAGAAAGCAGAAGAUUACUUAAAUGAUCUGACUAAGAAGAACUUAGUGAUGGUAAUGAACUGGACUGCGGAUGGUCAAAUCAAAACAUGUCGUAUUCACGACAUGUUAUAUGAGUUUUGCAAAAGAGAGGCAAGUGAGGAAGAUCUUUACCAUGAAAUUACACUAGCACCUGGUCAGUCUUCUAUAAUGAUGCAAGAUUCUGACUUUUGUCGUCGCCUUUGCAUCAAUUCUUCUAUCUUGAAAAACUUCCUGUCCUCAUUUUCAAAGAAACCACCUAUGGAACUUGUCAGAUCUUUCUUAUGUUUCACCUUAGAACAAACGGGAAAGUCCGAUGAUCACUUGAAAACAAUCCACAAGGUCUUUCCCCUAAUCAAAGUCCUUGACCUUGAAGCUGUACAAUUUACCUUCAGCAGGGAUUUUUACCAACUACUGCAUCUGAGGUAUAUUUCUUUCUCAGGGGAUUUCAAGGCCCUUCCAGAACCCUUCGGUAAGUUCUGGAAUCUAGAAACUCUUAUCAUUAAUACAACUACUCCAGAAAGUACUUUUGAAAUCAAAGCAAAUAUAUGGAGUAUGUUACGGUUGAGGCAUCUACAUACUAAUGCCCCUGCUAAAUUGCCUCUCCCUGGUCCUCCAACGGACAAGGAAUGCUGCAUACAAACACUGUCCACGAUCGCUCCACAAAGCUGCACGAAGAAAAUAUUUUCAAGGGCACGUGCUCUCAGAAAAUUAGGCAUUCGGGGCAAUGUAGCUGCUCUUCUCACUUCCAGUGCUGGUGGAUUGAGCGAUCUUGCUGAGUUGAAGCGAUUGGAGAACUUGAAGCUUAUAAACGAUGGUCAGUACUACGGUAAAGUCAUAAUCCUUCCAAAGCUGGUAUUCAUAUUUCCCAAGACCCUGAGGAAGCUGACCUUUUCCGGUACCGGCCUGGAUUGGAGCGAAAUGAGUAAAUUAGGGCAGCUCGAGUCCCUUGAAGUGCUGAAGUUGAAAGAAUUCGCAUUCAAGGGAGAGUUUUGGGAGACGGAUAUUGGUGGUUUCAGUAGUCUCUUAGUCUUGUGGAUUGAGCGGACAGACUUGAAGACUUGGAGGGCUUCAAAUCGCAGCUUUCCCUGCCUCAAGCGGCUUUUCCUUAUAUCAUGUGAGAACCUAGAAGAAAUCCCGGAAGGUCUGGCGGAUAUACCUGAUCUUCAAGAGAUGAAACUGGAGAGCACUCACAAAGCAGCGGUGAAAGCGGCGCGACAAAUUGAGAAGAGGAAGAAAGAGAAGAAAAAACAGGAAGAGUUGAAACACUAUGCAGAGGAGAACAAACCGGAACACCCAUUCAGCUUUAGCUUUGGGUUCAAGCUCACAGUAUUUCCUCCUGAUAGUGAUGCUGAUCCUCAACCUCAACCAACACACUGAUUCUUUACAGGAGGUAGAGGAAACUUUCCUGAGUCUUGUUUCCCUUUUAAGUUACUUUCUGAAUAAAGUCUCUACAUGUUUUUGAGACAUUGUGUAGGUUGUCUGUUAUUAUCUUGAGUUCCAAGCUAUAAGGUUUGAGUAUUUUUGUUUAUUUUGCUUUGUAAUUGUAAGACUAGCAUUUAGUUUUCCUGUUGUGGCUGGAUUUGUCUUAUUUGUUUUUGGCUGUGCCUUGUUGCUGAAUGAGAUUUACCCUUUAUUCUUGUUUGGUGA
Lycium ferocissimum is the source of this 3094-nucleotide messenger RNA. Its product is annotated as putative late blight resistance protein homolog R1A-3. The transcript has 3 exons. The coding region runs from base 104 to 2824 and encodes 906 amino acids. Lineage: Eukaryota; Viridiplantae; Streptophyta; Magnoliopsida; Solanales; Solanaceae. Gene Ontology annotation, biological process: defense response to other organism. The record is from RefSeq and is a predicted model, not a curated record. Gene Ontology annotation, molecular function: ADP binding.